GGCAUGCACCUGGAGAGAAACCGCCCCGCCAAGCCGGCCAAGGGCUUAACCAGAGACGCAGCAGGAUGCGGAACGAUGCUCUAACGACAGUGAUAUAGCAGCAGAGCACCGGGUGGAUAUCAGAGCUGCAGCAUGGGCGUGGGAAAGAGGCGCAAUGACAGCGAUGUGAUUCCAUAGACAUAAGAAAAGUGGGUGGGGGGAACCCGAGUUACGUUUGGAGUUGUGCAUUUUAAUGCUUCGAUUUGGUUGCUCUAUCUGAAAUUCAUCAGACACAAUACUUUGUUUCACCUCCCGGUCUACCUUCACCGGAGUUUAAAGGGAUGGAGAAAAGCGCACAGCAGCAGCCCAAAAGCGCAGAGAGACCAGCAGAGGACAUCUCCAAAAUACCCGACGAAGAGCUGCUGAAGUGGGGUAAAGAGGAGCUGGUGAGGCGGCUGCGGAGGGCAGAAGCAGAAAAAAGGGGCGCCAUCGUGGAGCACGGCAAUCUGAUGCGGGAGGUGAACCGGAGACUCCAACAACACCUGAACGAGAUACGGAGUUUGAAGGACGUGAACCAGAAACUGCAGGAGGACAACCAGGAGCUGCGGGACCUGUGCUGCUUCCUGGAUGACGACCGGCAGAAAGGGAAGCGGGUGUCGCGGGAAUGGCAGCGAUUGGGCCGCUACAGCGCUGGCCUGAUGAGGAAGGAAGUUGCUAUCUAUUUGCAGAAGCUUAAGGAGCUGGAGCAGCGACAGAUGGAGGUGAUCCGGGAGAACCUGGAGCUCAAGGAGGUGUGCCUCAUGUUAGAAGAGGAAAGGGCCACAGUUGUGGCUGGAAGCACAGUGGGAACUGCUGGUGGUCAGGGAGGCCCUGGCUGCAGGAGCUCCAUUGACAGUCAAAGCAGUCUGUCUCAGCUGGGCAGUGGCAUGCCUACACCAGGCCUGUGGCGGGAUGUUGGUGAUGGAAGCAGCACCUCCAGCACGGGGAGCACAGACAGCCCAGAUAACCCUCACCAUAAACCCUCCCCUCUUGGCUCCAAUUCAAGCCCUGGAUCUGGCUCAAGAUGCAGCUCUUCAGGACAAAAGAGAGAUGUUUGUGAAUUCAGUGGGAGGAGGCGUAGCUCCACCACGGAGUACCACACCUUUCCCCAGUCCUGCCGGCCCCGUGGAGGGUCCCUCACCAACCUAGAGCCUCACAGCUUUCGAGGACACAGCCCAGAGAAACACAGCAAGUCUCCUAGCAGGCUACCUUGUGACUCCCACUCCAAACCCUGCAGCUCUGACCUACUAGCCCAGAAACAGCUACUGAUGUCAGGACAGGCAUGUCCAGGCAGUGGCAAGGGCUCAGCUAAGUCCAGCCCAGAUCUGAGUCAGCGACACCGACAGGUAAACUCAGCAGGGGCUGGGAGUCCUGAAGCCAAGCAGGUAGCAAUGGGCACACCUGAGCACCUGAGAAAAGGGCACGUCAUUGUGGGAAGUCCAGAGUCUAUACGGCACCACUAUCACUAUCAUCAGAGCCCAGGGGUGGAGCACAGCAAGGGGAAGUAUAGUAGUGGCUCCCCUGGCAGGGAUGGGGGUCACAGGAGACCAGCGGGUGAAGAGAUGACCCCCCACCACCAGAGUCUGUACAACGCUCUGAUAUCUGCUGGCUGCUGCACCAACUCAUGUAGGAGUGUCAAACUUUGGGACAGCUUUGAUGCUUCCUGACCAUGACACGCCUCUUGAUGAGAUGCUGCUGUGACAACACGCACCCCAGAGAGAGCAGAAGGGACAAGAGGAUCGAUACAUAACCGGUCGCAUAAAUGAUCAGGCCAAUCAAAACUUCGCAGUGAACAGCGACAACAAACACAAAUAAAUACUUCCUCUGCCUUUUCUGCUGUUGCUGCUACUGAUGCUGCUAUGCAUUUACUGAGGACCACCAGAAAAGACGAAUGUCAUUGUUCAGAUGGGCGAAGAUUUGUCCCUGCAUUGCCAAAAGGAACAGAAGAAAACAAAACAACUGAGAAUCUGCGGUUGCCAAUUAUAAAGCCCUACCUCUUUGGAAAGACAGAGCCCUUAUGGAUAAAAUAAGUUAUAUAUGAAGAGUAGUUGUUCCUGGUAACAGUCAAGGAUACAUUCCUGUCUCUUCACUUUCACACCUGUGAGCAUUUGAAAUUAAAAUGUGUGAAAACGCAGUUUUAGGUAAUGGUAACUACUUUUAGAAAGUAAUUGUGGAUCUGGAAUUGAAGCACAAAAAGUUUACUUUAUCCUCUCAACAUCUGUUAGAUUACCAGUGACAAGUUUGCGGUUAGUAUUAGGUUCAUGUCUACUCUUUGAAAUUGAAAAUCUUAAAACCGU
Messenger RNA from Oreochromis aureus, 2315 nucleotides. RefSeq names its product coiled-coil domain-containing protein 85A-like. Bases 321 to 1685 code for a protein of 454 amino acids. Lineage: Eukaryota; Metazoa; Chordata; Actinopteri; Cichliformes; Cichlidae. The record is from RefSeq and is a predicted model, not a curated record. The transcript is spliced from 4 exons.